AUGGGGCAUCCCCCGGAGUCUAGGCCUGCCGAGCAUCUUUCCAGGUCAUCAAAGUCCGACAAGUCAUCACAGAAGAAGCCCAGAUCCGCAAAACGGCUGAACAAGACGUCACGGCCAGCCCUCCGGCGCAACACCUCUUCCAAGAAACGGAUCGACCCACGGGUUCUCUCAACACCAAUCCCCACGCCAGACACACGCGACCACGACAGCACCAUGCCGAGCAACAACGGGACCGUCCCUCGCUACGAGUCUAGCCCCAGCGACAGCGUGCACACAACCAGCUCGUCGUCACACCAGUCCACCGGGUCCACAGCCUCCAGCGCCGGGCGAUCACACGACAACUGCCACUUUGCCGCCUCCCCUGAGCUGCAGAUGGUGGACAGCCUGCUUGCCAUGCUCACACAGAACGGCGCGCGGCGGCCGAAUGGCCAGUCUUCGCAGAGGUAG
Messenger RNA from Emericellopsis cladophorae, 447 nucleotides. RefSeq lists its product as uncharacterized. The record is from RefSeq and is a predicted model, not a curated record. The transcript is spliced from 2 exons. Bases 1 to 447 code for a protein of 148 amino acids. NCBI's taxonomy places the organism in Eukaryota, Fungi, Ascomycota, Sordariomycetes, Hypocreales, Bionectriaceae.